Geodia barretti is the source of this 1689-nucleotide messenger RNA. Lineage: Eukaryota; Metazoa; Porifera; Demospongiae; Tetractinellida; Geodiidae. The record is from the annotation of a GenBank genome assembly.
AUGCGCCUCGGCGUCGAUGUCGGCGGGACCUUUACCGAUGUGUUCUGGCUCGACGAGCGGACGGGGCGGUUCGGCAUCGGCAAGGUGCCGUCCGUCAGGGACGACAUCGCCAAGGGGUUUCUGCAAGGGAUCGCGACCUCGGUUGCCGAGCCCGCGACCAUCGGGUCCGUGGUCCACGGCACCACCGUCGGCACCAACGCGCUGCUCGAACGGAAGGCGGCGCGCACCGGGCUGAUCACCACGAACGGCUUCCGCGACGUGCUGGAGAUGCGCCGGCGCGACCGGCCCAAUACCUGGGGGUUGUGGGGCAGCUACCGGCCGGUGGUGACCCGCGACCUGGCGAUCGAGGUCGACGAGCGGGUGCUCGCCGACGGCUCCAUCCGCAGGCCGGUCGAUUCCGACGAGGUGACCCGCGCGGCGCUGGCGCUAUUGCAGCGCGGCUGCGAGGCGGUCGGCAUCGUCUUCAUCAACGCCUAUGCCAACGACGCCAACGAGCGCGCCGCGCUGGAGGCGGUGCGCGCGGUCUGGCCCAACCCCCAUGUCAACGCCUCGUCGCUGAUCCUGCCCGAAAUCCGCGAAUUCGAGCGGGCAUCGACGACGGCGCUCAAUGUCUGCCUGCAGCCGAUCUUCGGCGCCUAUCUGGAAGGCGUCGAGGCCGGGUUCGCGCGCCAGGGGAUCGACGCCGAAUUGCUGAUCGUCCAGUCCAAUGGCGGGGUGAUGUCGGUCGACACGGCGCGCUCUCUCCCGGUUCGAACCACGCUGUCGGGACCCGCCGCGGGGGUGAUCGCGGGCGCGCGGAUCGCCGAGGCCGCGGGGUUCGCCAACGUGAUCACCUGCGACAUGGGCGGCACCAGCUUCGACGUCGCCCUGGUCGCCGGGGGCAAGAGCGCCUAUUGCCUGCAAACGGCGAUCGAUUUCGGCCUGGUCGUGCGCACGCCGAUGAUCGAGAUCACCACCAUCGGGGCCGGCGGCGGCUCGAUCGCGGCGGUCGACCGCGGCGGCUACCUCGCCGUCGGCCCCGAAUCGGCGGGCGCCGAUCCCGGCCCCGCCUGCUACGGACGCGGCAACGACCGGCCGACGGUGACCGACGCCAAUCUGGCGCUCGGGCGGAUCAACCCCGACCGGCCGAUCGGCGGGGGUCUCGACCGGCUCGAUGUCGACGCCGCCGCCGCCGCCAUCGGCAAGCAUGUCGCCGCGCCCCUCGGCCUCGAUGUCGAGGCGGCCGCCGAGGCGAUCGUCAAGGUCGCCAAUUCCAACAUGGCCGGCGCCAUCCGGCUGGUUUCCAUCGAGCGCGGCUACGAUCCGAAGAUAUUCGCGGCCAUGCCGUUCGGCGGCGGCGGCGCGCUCCAUGUCGGGGCGCUGAUCCGCGAUGUCGGCCUCGCCAGCGCGCUGAUCCCGCGCUUCCCCGGCGUGACCAGCGCGCUCGGCUGCGUGAUCGCCGACAUGCGCCAUGAUUCGUCCACACCAUCAACCGGCCGCUCGACGCGCUCGAUGUGGCUGCGCUCGACGCCGAGAUGGCGGAGACCGCGGAACGCGGGCUCGCGCUGCUGCGCCGGUCGGGGGCCGAUCUGGAGCGCCUCGAAAUCGCCUUCGAACUCGACAUGUCCUAUAUCGGCCAGACCCACACGGUGCCGGUUCCGCUGCCCGCGCGGCUCGCCGGCGGCGCCACCGAUGUCUCCGCCGGGAUGA